Messenger RNA from Scaptodrosophila lebanonensis, 6749 nucleotides. RefSeq names its product glutamate synthase [NADH], amyloplastic. The coding region runs from base 184 to 6561 and encodes 2125 amino acids. Lineage: Eukaryota; Metazoa; Arthropoda; Insecta; Diptera; Drosophilidae. The record is from RefSeq and is a predicted model, not a curated record. Gene Ontology annotation, biological process: ammonia assimilation cycle. Gene Ontology annotation, molecular function: iron-sulfur cluster binding; iron ion binding; FMN binding. The transcript is spliced from 15 exons.
UGCUUCUGUGUGUUAAUUAAACUGUUAUUGAAAACUUGUAACUGAAUUUUCCAACAAGUGAAUUUCUCUUAGUGUGUGUGUGAUUAAAACAACAAUAUUAAGAACUGAUAAUCAAUUGAAUUGUGAAUUUAGAAAACAACACACACAGCGAACAUUUUUAAUAACUGCAACGAAAAUCGUAUAAUGGCACCAAUAACCACUGACAAUUACGAAUUAGAAUGUGCAACUGCAACUGUUGAUAAUAAUACCAUCAACAACGAACAUUUUGAGCAUUUUGUGGAACGUGUGGAGGAAGGUGUGGAACGUGACUUCGAAGAAGAAGAAUCUGGAAACGCAGUCAAUGAAUCGCAUUUACUGAGUGCCGAGCACGAUGAUGACAAUGAAGAAAAGGAUAAGCAAAUGCCUUGGGAGGCACCCCGAGCACAGGGACUGUACGAUCCCCAGAACGAGCACGAGGCCUGUGGCGUCGGCUUCAUUGUCAAUAUCGAUGGCAAGCGCUCUCACAAGAUUCUACGUGAUGCCCAGACCCUGUCAGAACGGAUGAAUCAUCGCGGUGCUUGCGCCUGUGACAAUGACACUGGCGAUGGCGCUGGCGUUUUGGCUUCCAUUCCCCACGGGCUCUAUGCCAAGGCUCUUGCCGCACAAGGUGUGACCUUGCCGGAGCUGGGCCACUAUGCCACAGGCAUUUUCUAUCUGGAUAACGCAACGCAUGCGGCUGCUGAGUCCGAAUUCGAUGAGUUGGCCAAAAGUCUGGGUCUGGAAGUAAUUGGCUGGCGCACCGUUCCAGCCAAUCAGAAUGCCAUUGGCACAGUGGCAUUAAAAUCUGAGCCAUUGUCCCGUCAGGUUUUCGUAGGCCGUGCGGCCGGCACCGAUGAGAAGGACUUCCAGCGUCAGGUGUUUGUGCUGCGUAAACGCGCCAGCCAUGAAUUGGCUCGUCAGGGCCGUCGUUUCUACAUCUGUUCGUUGUCAGAUCGCACCGUGGUCUACAAGGGUCUCUUUACAUCCGAUCAAUUGUGGGACUAUUACACCGAUCUACAGAAUCCGGAAUUCGAGACCUAUCUGGCUUUGGUCCACACGCGCUUCUCUACCAACACCUUUCCAUCAUGGGAACGCGCCCAUCCACUACGUGUGCUGGCACACAAUGGUGAGAUUAACACGCUGCGCGGCAAUGUUAAUCUAAUGAAGGCUCGUGAGGGAGUGAUGCAGUCGGAACUAUUUGGGGAGGACCUGAAGAAGCUCUACCCCGUGGUGGAGCCCAAUCUAUCUGAUUCUGGCUCGUUCGACUGCGUGCUGGAGUUCAUCACGAUGGCUAGCGAUCGCACGCUGCCUGAAUCGGUAAUGACUAUGGUGCCCGAGGCUUGGCAGAAUGACAAGACGAUGCCUCAGGAGAAGCGCGAUUUCUAUCAGUGGGCUGCAUGCGUCAUGGAGCCUUGGGACGGCCCGGCAUUGAUCUCCUUCACAGAUGGUCGUUACAUUGGCGCCGUACUAGAUCGCAAUGGGCUGCGUCCUUCGCGCUUCUACAUAACCAAGGAGAACGUGCUGGUCAUGGCCUCCGAAGUGGGCGUGUAUGAUGUGGAUCCAUCGCAAGUUACUCUAAAAAGUCGCCUCAAGCCGGGUCGUAUGUUGCUCGUGGAUACAAAGGAAAAGAAGUUUAUUCAGGACAUUGAGCUGAAGUCGAAGAUUGCCAAAUCGCGUCCCCACUCGGACUGGUUGCAGCAGAAGAUGAUAACGCUGGAUGAGAUACGCAAUGCAAAUGUCCUGAACACACCUGCUGAGGAUGUGCCACAGUUGCCGGCCUCACAGCGUGGCAUUUUCGAUCCACGUCUCUCGCUCUUCGGUUAUACCACGGAGACUGUCAGUAUGCUGCUCAUUCCGAUGUUCAAGAACAAAAAAGAAGCGUUGGGCUCGAUGGGUAACGAUGCUCCUCUGGCAUGCCUGUCCGCAUUUCAGCCCGUGGUCUAUGAGUACUUCAAGCAGCUGUUCGCACAGGUCACCAAUCCGCCUAUUGAUCCAUUCCGCGAGAAGGUCGUCAUGUCCAUGCAGUGUCCGGUCGGACCCGAAGCCAAUCUAUUGCAGCCUUCGGCUCAGCAGGUGCAUCGCAUUUGGCUGCCCAAUCCCAUAUUGAGCAUUCCAGAUACCAAUCUGCUAAAGCGCAACACGCACCGCGGAUGGAAGACCAAGGUCUUGGACUUAACAUUCCAAUACAGCGAAGGUGUAAGCGGCUACAUCGAGUGCAUUGACCGGAUAUGUCGCGAGGGUGUAGCUGCGGCCAAUGCUGGCUACCAGUUGCUUGUGGUGUCCGAUCGACGGGUUGGCAGUGGUGGUCGCGCUGCCGUAUCGGCUCUGCUGGCUCUGGGUGCGCUACAUCACCAUCUCAUCGAAACUCUGCAACGCAUGAAAGUUGGCAUUAUUGUGGAGACGGCUGAGGCGCGAGAGGUUCAUCACGUAUGCGUUCUGCUGGGCUACGGUGCCGAUGCCAUCUGUCCGUAUCUGGCCUUCGAACUGGCCCAAGCGCUGCGAGACGAUGGAGUAAUUGACAGCGACGUCACUAAUAAGCAGAUUUAUGCCGCUUACGCUCAAGCUAUCGACACUGGCAUAGCCAAAGUCAUGGCUAAGAUGGGCAUCAGCACAUUGCAGUCGUAUAAGAGCGCGCAGAUCUUCGAGGCUGUAGGUCUGGGUGGGGAACUAAUCAACAAAUGUUUCCGUGGCACACAGAGUCGCAUUGGUGGAGUUACUCUGGAAAUACUCGCCAAGGAGGGCCUGGAGCGCUUCCAGCUCUCGUAUGGUAAGGUAUCGCCAGAUACUCGCAUCCUACGCAAUCCUGGCCAAUAUCAUUGGCGUCAUGGUGGCGAGGCACACAUCAACGAGCCCUCUUCCAUUGGAAGCCUGCAAGAGGCAGCAGUUAAUAAGAACCUUAACGCCUUCGAGGCUUUCAAAAAGACCACUCUGGAUAGUGUAAAGAAGUGCGCACUACGUGGACAGCUGGAGUUCGUAACUGAUCGCCAGAAAAUUGAUCUGUCCGAAGUUGAACCGGCCAGUGAGAUUGUUAAGCGUUUCGCAACUGGAGCCAUGAGCUUUGGCAGCAUCUCACUCGAGGCUCACCAGACUUUGGCCAUUACGAUGAAUCGCAUUGGUGGCAAGAGCAACACCGGAGAGGGCGGCGAGGAUUCUGAUCGCUACCUGAAUCAAGUGCCAGAGCACAGCCGGCGCUCCGCCAUCAAGCAAGUAGCUUCUGGGCGCUUUGGUGUAACGGCUUCGUAUCUGGCUAAUGCAGAUGAUUUGCAAAUCAAAAUGGCGCAAGGUGCCAAGCCAGGCGAAGGCGGCGAGUUGCCGGGCUAUAAGGUAACAAAAGACAUAGCCAAAACGCGUAAAUCCGUACCAGGAGUGGGUCUGAUCUCGCCACCACCACAUCACGAUAUCUACUCCAUCGAGGAUUUGGCUGAGCUUAUAUAUGAUUUGAAGUGCUCGAAUCCUAAUGCACGUAUCAGCGUCAAGCUUGUAUCCGAAGUAGGUGUUGGCGUGGUGGCAUCCGGGGUUGCCAAGGGCAAGGCUGAGCACAUUGUCAUUUCUGGCCACGAUGGUGGCACCGGUGCCAGCUCCUGGACAGGCAUUAAGAGCGCAGGUCUACCCUGGGAAUUGGGUAUCGCUGAAACACAUCAAGUACUUGUCUUAAAUAAUCUGCGGUCAAGAGUGGUUGUGCAAGCGGACGGACAACUCCGCACCGGCUUCGAUGUGGUUGUUGCCGCACUACUGGGUGCGGAUGAAUUUGGUUUCAGCACAGCCCCGCUGAUUGUCAUGGGAUGCACCAUGAUGCGCAAAUGUCAUUUAAAUACUUGCCCCGUUGGUAUUGCCACCCAGGAUCCUGUUUUACGCAAAAAGUUCACCGGCAAACCCGAGCACGUUAUCAAUUUCUUCUUCAUGCUCGCCGAAGAUAUUCGCCAAAUCAUGGCCAAUCUAGGUAUUCGCAAGUUCCAGGAUCUUAUUGGUCGUACCGAUCUUUUGCGCAUCACCAGUCAACGUGGCAGCAAAGCCGGAACCCUAGACCUGAAGCUGUUACUUCAGAAUGCCCUGGAGCUAAGGCCAGGCACCAACAUAGUCGGCGGCUCUGUAAAGCAGGACUUCCAGUUGGAGAAGCGUUCCGACAACCUGCUUAUAGCCAAGGCCCAGCAAAUUUUUAAUGGCACCGAUGAUAAUGUAUCCAUCAAGAUGCAUAUACAUAAUGAGGAGCGCGCUUUUGGUUCCACACUGAGCUAUCACAUUGCUUGUAAAUAUGGUGAAGCCGGAUUACCUGCUGACAAGAGCAUAGACAUCUACUUGGAGGGAUCGGCCGGACAGAGCUUCUGUGCGUUUUUGGCGCGCGGUGUAAACGUUACACUGAAGGGAGACGCCAACGACUAUGUGGGCAAGGGAUUGUGUGGUGGUAAUGUGGUUAUUUCGCCACCAGACAGCUCACCUUUCGAGUCCCACCUGAACGUCAUUGUGGGCAACGUUUGUCUAUAUGGCGCUACCGAGGGUACGGCCUAUUUUCGAGGUAUUGCCGCUGAACGCUUUUGUGUGCGCAACUCGGGCGUCACAGCCGUCGUGGAAGGCGUUGGCGAUCACGGAUGCGAGUACAUGACCGGUGGAUUGGUAUUGAUCCUUGGCUUGACAGGUCGCAACUUCGCUGCGGGCAUGUCUGGCGGCAUCGCCUAUGUCUACGAUAUCGAUGGCUCCUUCAAGCCCAAGGUCAAUGCCGAGUCCGUUGAGUUGUUGCCGCUUCAGCUUGAGCAGGAUGUGGAUAAAGUUAAGGAAUUGCUUCGCGACUUUAUUGAGAAGACUGGCUCCAAGGUUGCCAAGGAUAUACUUAACAAUUGGUCGGAAUCUCAAGCGAAGUUCGUCAAAGUAUUCCCAUACGAAUACCAGAAGGCACUGAAAGAUAUGGAAGAGCAGCAAACAAAUACCGCGCUGGUCAAACAGCCUAUCAAGAGCAUUGAGAAUGGUAACGGCAAGCACGAGCCCCACAUCAAGGACAUCGAAGAGGCCAUACAAGACAUUGCAUUGGAGCAGAAGCGUGCCGAUCGUGUGUUGGACAAGACACGCGGUUUUGUAAAAUACAAGCGCGAAGCGGCACCUUACCGUGACGCAGAGCAGCGCCAACAAGAUUGGGAUGAAGUCUAUAACUUCCCACAUGUGCGCAAGAAUCUGAAGGUGCAGGCAGCUCGUUGCAUGGAAUGCGGAGUACCAUUCUGCCAAUCUAACUCCACCGGUUGUCCAUUGGGAAAUAUAAUUCCCAAGUGGAAUGAUUUGGUAUUCCACGGCGAGUGGAAAGAGGCACUGCGCCAGCUGCUACAGACGAACAAUUUCCCCGAGUUUACGGGUCGGGUGUGCCCUGCCCCCUGCGAGGGCUCCUGUGUUCUGGGUAUUUCGGAACCGGCUGUGACCAUUAAAAACAUCGAGUGCGCCAUCAUAGACUAUGCUUUUGAACAGGGCUGGAUCAAGCCCGAAAUACCGGAGGUACGCAGUGGCAAGCGUGUGGCCAUUGUAGGAUCUGGUCCCUCUGGUCUGGCGUCGGCUCAACAGCUGAAUCGCGCCGGCCACUUAGUGACAGUUUUCGAGCGCAAUGAUCGCGUGGGAGGUCUGCUCCAAUACGGUAUACCGACAAUGAAGCUGUCCAAGGAUGUAGUAAAGCGUCGUGUCGAUUUAAUGGCUGAAGAGGGUAUAGAAUUCCGCACCAAUGUGCAUGUCGGCAAAGAUUUGAAGGCAGAUCAGUUGCUAAGCGAAUACGACGCAGUGCUGCUAACGACGGGAUCGACUUGGCCACGUGAUCUUCCGCUAGCCAACCGCGAUUUACAGGGCAUACACUUUGCGAUGGAGUUCCUUGAAGCACAGCAGAAGAAGCAAUUGGGCGGAAAGAAGGAGAUCAUUUCGGCCGCAGGCAAGGAUGUGAUUAUAAUUGGUGGCGGAGAUACGGGCUGCGAUUGCAUUGCAACCUCAUUGCGUCAGGGCGCCAAGAGUAUUACCACUUUUGAGAUUCUGCCAGAACCACCGCAGAAGCGAGCCGAUGACAACCCAUGGCCGCAAUGGCCGAAAGUAUUCCGCGUCGACUAUGGACAUGAGGAGGUGCGUGUGAAAUUUGGAAAGGAUCCCCGGCAGUAUUGCACCACAACCAAAGAGUUUAUUGGCGAGAACGGUCACAUUAAGGGCGUCCAAACCAUUCAAGUUGAAUGGACAAAGACAGAGACUGGCCAAUGGCGCAUGCAAGAGGUGGCUGGCUCAGAGAAAUACUUUGCAGCCGACCUAAUACUGUUGGCUAUGGGCUUCCUGGGACCAGAGAAGACUGUGCCCAAUGAAUUGGGCCUCGAGCUCGACCCUCGCGGCAAUAUUAAAGCCUGUAAUGGUAAUUACGGCACUUCCAAUUCGAAGAUCUUUGCAGCAGGAGAUUGCCGUCGCGGUCAGUCACUUGUCGUCUGGGCCAUCACCGAAGGUCGUCAGGCAGCGAGACAAGUGGAUGCCUAUCUAACUGGAAAACCCAGCGGUCUGCCGGGCCCAGGUGGUGUGGUUGACCCAUCGUGCAAAGGUUAAACACUUUCCGUGGCUCUGCCCGAUGUCCCUGUCUUGUGAGCGUCUGCAUCAUCGUCUAAUAAUAGAGAAAUUCGUUUGUUUUCUACAGAAAACCAAUUUGAAAUUUGUGAUUUUUAUUUUUCGCGAUUUUAGUUUAGUGUACACUUAAAAGACUUUCGUUUUUACACCAUUAAAUACGUUUAUAUUUA